Molecule: messenger RNA, 1009 nt
Organism: Mercurialis annua (annual mercury)
Lineage: Eukaryota; Viridiplantae; Streptophyta; Magnoliopsida; Malpighiales; Euphorbiaceae
Product: probable glutathione S-transferase
Exons: 2
Coding region: 31-690 (219 amino acids)
Biological process (GO): glutathione metabolic process
Cellular component (GO): cytoplasm
Molecular function (GO): glutathione transferase activity
Source: RefSeq, a predicted model, not a curated record
AACAAAAAAUUAAAAAUUAAUCAAUCAAAUAUGGGAGACGAGUUAGUUCUGGUAAAUUACCAUCCAAGUCCAUUUGCAGCAAGAGUGAGAAUAGCAUUGGCAGAGAAAGGAUUGAAAUAUGAAGCUAAAGAUGAAGAUUUAUUGAGCAGCAAGACCGAUCUUCUUCUUAAAAUGAACCCAAUUCACAAGCUACUCCCUGUGUUGAUCCAUAAUGGCAAACCAAUUUGUGAGUCUUUAAUUAUUGUUGAAUACAUUGAUGAGCAAUGGAACACUAAAUCUCCAUUGCUGCCUUCGCAUCCUUACGAAAGGUCUCAUGCCAGGUUCUGGACCGACCACUUCGAUACUAAGGUUUUCCCAAUAGCAGCAAAGCUGUGGACAACCAAAGGUGAAGAGAAAGAAGCAGCAAAGAAGGAGUUCAUUGAAGCCCUAAAAGUAAUGGAGAAAGAGCUUGGAGACAAACCCUAUUUUGGAGGUGAAAGCUUUGGAUACAUAGAUUUGGGAAUCAUUCCUUUUUCCACAUUCUUCCACACUUUUGAAUCACUUGGAAAUUUUAGUGUGGCAAAGGAAUGCCCUAAGCUUGUGGAGUGGGCUAAGAAAUGCAUGCACAAGGAGACUGUCUCCAACAGUUUAUGUGACCCACACAAAGUUUAUGAGAUCAUUUUGGAGUUCAAGAAGAAGCUGGGAACCUAAGAUUAAAAGCAAAGAUAAUUUCUAUAUCUUUUUGGAUCUUAGCAUUGAAUUCUUGUUUUGAAAUGAAAAUAAUCUGUGCUUGAUGCUUACUAUAGGCACUUAUCUAUUUCUAUGGAACUGAAUAAUUCCUUUGGAGUAAUUUUGUAGUUGUUCCAAUGAUAUAUUUCAUUGUUUUGAUCCGGUUCAAGAGAGAAAUUAAAUGAUAAGCCUAUUUAAUUAUUCUAGGCUUAAUAGUAAAUUAAAUUCAAACCUUUACUGAUUGUUGUAAUUUUACUCAAUUCUUUUGUAAUAAUAGUCAAAUUUCAAGAUUUAGUUGCAA